Messenger RNA from Salvelinus fontinalis (brook trout), 5298 nucleotides. RefSeq names its product arf-GAP with SH3 domain, ANK repeat and PH domain-containing protein 1-like. Gene Ontology annotation, cellular component: cytoplasm. The record is from RefSeq and is a predicted model, not a curated record. Gene Ontology annotation, biological process: positive regulation of GTPase activity. The transcript is spliced from 29 exons. Gene Ontology annotation, molecular function: GTPase activator activity; protein binding. The coding region runs from base 565 to 3975 and encodes 1136 amino acids. NCBI's taxonomy places the organism in Eukaryota, Metazoa, Chordata, Actinopteri, Salmoniformes, Salmonidae.
GAGCGAGAGAGCGGGGGAGAGGAGAGUGGUUGUGAAUGUCAAAACUGCGUUCUGCAUUCAAAAAUAGAACUGAAAGAAGAUAAGAAAAUUAACGAAAUCCUGCAAUUCGAGAGAGCACGGAUUAUGAUAGAUUACAUACAAAUAUUUAUGAUUGUAGAAAGUAUUAUCGGCAAAAGCCUAUCUUAAUGAACAUCCGCAAAAACGUUACGAUGGAAUCCGCUGUUCUAUUUUACAGCAAGGCAGCAUAGGACAGUAAUUAAGCGUUUGUGUUUUGGUAAUUUAAGCAAGGGAUACGGGCGAGGGGAGAAGAGAGGAGGGGGGCGAAAUUGUGUCCAUUCCCUUUUCCCUUGGGGAUAGUGAAGUCAUAGGAGAGAACCAACCAAGUAAUUCGAGAAGAGACGCGUCUUUGUCAUUUCGAUUCUAUCUCUAGUUUGUAAACUAUCAGUUUUCGAUCCAGUCACAGAGUUAGACAUCUCGUACUUUUCCUCGCCAGUUGUUUUUUCAUGAUUUAGUAUUUUCUCAACAAUUCUUGCAAUCCUCUUCUGGGCGAUUCCCUGCUGAAGGAUGCCGGAUCAAAUAUCGGUGUCCGAGUUUCUCUCGGAGACAACAGAGGAUUACAAUUCUCCUACCACGUCCAGCUUCACGACCCGCCUGCAGAGCUGUAGGAACACAGUCAACGUUCUGGAAGAGGCUUUGGAUCAGGACAGGACUGCGCUGCAGAAGGUGAAGAAAUCAGUCAAGGCCAUCUACAGCUCAGGCCAAGACCAUGUCCAGAAUGAGGAGAACUAUGCCCAGGCUCUGGAUAAGUUUGGCAGCAAUUUCAUCAGCAGAGACAACCCUGACCUGGGAACAGCCUUCGUCAAGUUCUCCACCCUGACCAAGGAGCUGUCGACCCUGCUCAAGAACCUGCUCCAGAGCCUGAGCCAUAAUGUGAUCUUCACCCUGGACUCGCUGUUGAAGGGGGACCUGAAAGGCGUGAAAGGGGACAUAAAGAAGCCCUUUGACAAAGCCUGGAAGGAUUAUGAAGCUAAAUUUACAAAGAUCGAGAAGGAAAAGAGGGAGCAUGCCAAGCAGCAUGGGAUGAUUCGCACGGAGAUAACAGGUGCGGAGAUCGCUGAGGAGAUGGAGAAGGAACGCCGUCUCUUCCAACUCCAGAUGUGUGAGUAUCUGAUCAAAGUCAAUGAGAUCAAAACCAAGAAGGGAGUGGACCUUCUCCAGAACCUCAUCAAGUAUUACCACGCACAGUGCAAUUUCUUCCAAGAUGGCUUGAAGACGGCGGAUAAGCUGAAGCAGUACAUUGAGAAGCUGGCUGCUGACCUCUACAAUAUAAAGCAGACCCAGGAUGAGGAGAAGAAACAUCUGACUGCUCUCAGAGAUCUGAUCAAGUCCUCCCUUCAGCUGGACCAGAAGGAGGACUCCCAGAGUAAGCAGGGUGGCUAUAGCAUGCACCAGCUGCAGGGCAACAAAGAGUUUGGCUGUGAGAAGAAAGGCUACCUGAUGAAGAAGAGUGAUGGGCUGAGGAAGGUGUGGCAGAGGAGGAAGUGUUCAGUGAAGGGUGGCAUGCUCACCAUCUCUCAUGCCACGUCCAACAGGCAGCCUGUGAAACUCAACCUGCUCACCUGCCAGGUCAAGCCCUGCGCUGAGGACAGGAAGUGCUUCGAUCUAAUUUCCCAUAACCGGACAUAUCACUUCCAGGCUGAGGAUGAACAGGAGUUUGUCAUCUGGAUCUCGGUGCUAUCCAACAGUAAGGAGGAGGCUCUGAACAUGGCAUUCCGUGGAGGAGAGGACGGAGGAGGAGGAGGAGGAGAGGACGGCCUCGAGGACCUGACCAAAGCCAUCAUAGAUGACGUGCUGCGCAUCCCUGGCAACGAAGUCUGCUGUGACUGUGGCGCUGCAGAUCCAAAAUGGCUGUCCACUAACCUAGGCAUCUUGACCUGCAUCGAGUGCUCUGGUAUCCACCGGGAGAUGGGAGUGCACAUCUCACGCAUCCAAUCCAUGGAGCUAGAUAAGCUAGGCACCUCUGAACUCUUGCUGGCCAAGAACGUAGGGAACAGUAGUUUCAAUGAAAUAAUGGAGGGGAACCUUCCCUGUCCCUCACCAAAGCCCACUUCUUCGAGUGAUAUGACAGUGAGGAAGGAGUUCAUCAAUGCUAAGUAUGUGGACCACAAGUUUGCACGGAAGACCUGUACCUCCUCGGCAGCUAAGACCAUCGAGCUGUGUGAGGCGGUCAAGUCCAGGGAUCUGCUGUCUCUCAUCCAGGUGUACGCUGAGGGGGUAGAGCUAAUGGAGCCCCUGCCUGAGGGUGGACAGGAGGCCGGAGAGACUGCACUCCACUACUCUGUGCGCACUGCUGACCAGACCUCACUGCACCUGGUCGACUUCCUCGUGCAGAACAGUGGGAACCUGGAUAAGCAGACAGAGUGGGGAAACACUGCCCUGCACUACUGCUGCAUGUACGAGAAACACGAAUGUCUCAAACUACUGCUGAGGGGCAAACCAGCCACUGACAUCACCAAUCAGAAUGGUGAGACGGCACUGGAUGUUGCCAGGCGACUGAAGAACAGUCAGUGUGAGGAGGCACUGUUGCAGGCUGCAGCGGGAAAGAUUUACCCUCACAUCCACGUGGAGUAUGAGUGGAGCCUGAGGCUGGAUGAGAUCGACGAGAGCGAUGACGAUCUGGACGACAAGCCUAGUCCCAUCAAGAAAGACCGCUCCCCCAGGCCGCAGAGUUUCUGCCACACGUCCAGCAUGUCUCCCCAUGACAAGCUGUCCCUGCCGGGCUUCAUCAGCCACCGGGACAAGCAGCAGCGCAUGUCUUACAGCGCCUUCACCAACCAGAUGUACUCCGCCUCCACCGACCUCACUUCCUCUUCCUCCCCUGUGGCCGACGGCCCCCCUCUGCCCCCCAGGAACCAGGGCAAAGCGCCCCAUUUGGCAUUCCUCGGCUCUCACUCGCACUACGCCACUCUGGCUGGCACUCGACCAUACAUCACUCCUCCCUCCACCCUCACCCCUGGAGGCAGCUCCACCCUGUCUAAGAAGAAGCCUCCGCCCCCUCCCCCUGGGCACAAACGCACCCUGUCUGACCCGCCCAGCCCGCUCUCCCACAGUAGAGGGGGCUUAUCCGGGGGAAGUGACUCCACCCCUCCUCCUGCGAACAAGAUGUCACCUUUAUCCAACAAGUUUGAGGGCAUUCCACAGCAGCAAAGCACUACUUCUAGCAACACAAAGUCUACACUUGGUCCAAGGGUUCUACCCAAACUACCUCAGAAAGUGGCACUGCGUAAGAUCGACACCAUACACCCAUCUAUGGACAAACCUGGCCUGCCUCCGGAGGUGCUCCAGAAAUCCCCUCCAGGACCUGAAUGCCUAACAAAAGCCAUCCUUCCCGACAAGCCCCAACUAGGGGACCUUCUCCCCAAACCCCAGCUCUCUGAACUGCCCCCUAAACCUGGAGAACUGCCCCCCAAGCCCCAGCUCGCCAACCUCCCUCCCAAACCCCAGUUAGGGGACCUACCGCCCAAACCCCAGCUCAAAGACCUACCCCCCAAGCCUCAGCUCUCCCAAGACGGCCAUCCGAAACCAGGGGCAGCAGAUCUGCCCAUUCCGAGACCACCCCCUGGAGAGCUUGCGCCGAAGCCCCAGCCCCCCGACUCACCGGUGGCUAAUCAACAGGCAGAGACGGAGAGCCCAUCCCCCCAGGGCAGCGAGGACACCAAUGGGAGCCCGGCGUGUGCUCCAGAGACACCAGUGCCCUUGCCCAGGAAGAUCAACACGGGGAAGACCAAAUCUCGGCGGGUGAAGACAAUCUAUGACUGCCAGGCUGACAACGAUGACGAGCUGACGUUUGUGGAGGGAGAGGUGAUCAUAGUGACAGGAGAGGAGGACGGGGAGUGGUGGAUCGGCCACAUUGAAGGGCAGACGGAAAGGAAAGGGGCGUUCCCAAUGUCCUUUGUCCACAUCCUAAGUGAAUGACAGCCAGAUGAGGCUUGCACUAUAAACCCCCGUCCUCACCCCUAGUAGUGUCCCUGUUCUGUAAAUAGCUACUGUAACAACAUAUGAAACCAGUGUACUAAAGAAAAAAACACAAGAAACCGAAGUAGGCUCAACUAGCCACUGGAUGCUGAGCACAUCCAUGUUGUAAAUAAAAUGAGUAUUCUUACCAGUAUUAUCUUAACCUUAGAGCACGGCCUAUGACUGCCAUAGCCAUUCUCAAAACCUAGCACUUACCCUAAAGUCUAUGUUCAUGCUGUUACUGUGUGUAUAUAUAUAUAUGUAUGUAUAUAUAUAUUUCUGUGUGUGUGUAUAUACAUGUUUUAUUGUACAAUCAUGUACAAUCAUACAUGUGCUCUCUGCCUGCCAGAUAUCAGGGCAGCCGUGUUUGAAUAUUCCCUGUAAUCAUUUUACUGGUGGUCAUCACUGAUAUCAUUGCUUGCAUUUCUGGAGAAGGACAAAUAUGAAAGAAACCAUGUCACUCGUCUCUCACCAUUUCGUCAUCCUACCUAGUCCCAACCUAGCAGACAUUAGACUGAAGAGAUUCUCAUGUCUCCAACUGAAACCUACCAUGAUAACUCAUGAUGAAAUAAGUAUUAAUUCAGUGUAUUCCUUGUCGUUGCUCGCUUUGUGGUGCACAUGUAUUGGGAUUGUUUCAGUAUCACACCUGCUGCUACUGUAUGGUGGGAUAUCAGAAGCCCCUGUGGAACCUCACAGGUCACCAGUAGUUCUCUCCGCUUAACACCGUUUCACUGUGUGACCAGUCAUCUCCACCCUACUAUGUAGACCUUUCUGUGCAUGGUAGAAACAUGACUGGAAUUGAGCAGUGCUAUUUAAAAAAGCCACUCAGGGUUUGAAGAACCACUUCUGAUCGCUACUAACACUCAUGAGUACAUGGGAAGGUCAAUGCGGUCAGUCUAAGCAAUAAUUGGGGAGAAAUCGCAGAUGGCCUAGGGAGAGAUUUGAACAAAUGCCCAUUGACACUUCAAACCCAUACAGGGUUAGGUCAAUCAGGAUUUAUACAUGGGACAAGAGUCACGAGUGCCACUGUUUAGACAAACUAAGAUGUAGCCGGUGUGGACAUUCAAAUUCAUCCAGAAAGAGGCAGUCGAGCAGAAAUAAAGUUUGCCUAGCCCAGUGUUAUCCUUAGAACGCUGAGUGCUUCUUGGACAGGUCAUUGCAACUAGAUGGAACUGAUAGAUGUGUCCUUCCCUCCCCAUUGACUAAUUCCUCUGGUUUACACUCCAUGUAACGGAAUUUCAACCCCAAUCAUUCCAUUGUAUUAAAGUGUUUUGUUGUAAUGGA